Molecule: messenger RNA, 1024 nt
Organism: Macadamia integrifolia
Lineage: Eukaryota; Viridiplantae; Streptophyta; Magnoliopsida; Proteales; Proteaceae
Product: thaumatin-like protein 1b
Exons: 2
Coding region: 103-825 (240 amino acids)
Biological process (GO): defense response
Cellular component (GO): extracellular region
Source: RefSeq, a predicted model, not a curated record
CAAACUUUUCUGACACCUACCUAAUUGGCUUACUUCCUCUAUAAAUACCCACCUUGAGGUAAGGAGGAUUAUUGAGUAGCCUUUCAAACACAAGCUGUAGCAAUGAAGUCCAGAAUACAAAUGCCCCUUCUCGUUGUCCUCUUCUUAGCCUUCGUCUCAGGAGGCUUAUCAGCUACCUUCACUUUCAAAAACAACUGUGGGUACACAGUCUGGCCGGGGACAUUAACGGGAGAUAACAAGCCCCAACUUUCUUCAACUGGUUUCGAGUUGGCCUCUGGAGCUUCAAAUUCCAUAGAUGCCUCAGCUGGAUGGUCCGGCAGGUUCUGGGGUCGAACAUCUUGCUCAUCUUCAACUGGAAGUUUUAAAUGCGAAACCGCAGACUGUGGCUCCGGUCAAGUUGCAUGCAAUGGGGCAGGAGCAAUUCCACCAGCCACCUUGGUAGAAUUCACUCUAGGCAGCCAGGAUUUCUAUGAUAUCAGCCUUGUUGAUGGAUUUAACUUGCCACUCUCAGUGACUCCACAAGGUGGAACUGGUAACUGCAAAUCAGUGGGAUGUUCAGCUAAUGUCAACUCGGUUUGCCCAUCCGAGUUGAGUGUGAAGGGGUCUGAUGGGAGUACAAUUGCUUGCAAAAGUGCCUGCGAUGCAUUUCGCACUGAUGAAUACUGUUGCACUGGUUCCCAUAAUACGCCUCAGACUUGUCCACCCACGAAAUACUCUCAAAUCUUCAAGGGCCAGUGUCCACAAGGUUACAGCUAUGCAUAUGAUGAUAAGACAAGCACAUUUACAUGCACCGGUGCUAAUUACCUCAUCACCUUCUGCCCUUGAAUUCUUGAAAUGGAUGAUUUCAAUAGCUUGGUUACAGAAAAUAAAUACAUAGAUAGAAUAUGAUAGAACCAAGCAUGUAAAUCAUUUAGAAUGAGAGAGAAAUCUAUACUGUAAUGAUUAUACUUUGGGUUUGUAAUUUUUUUGCUAAAUGGUCAGAUUUUAUUAAAAAUAGAGAAAAAAAAAUGAAUAUUACAAGAGC